ACUGUGACACUAUGCUCCAAACUUUGUUUUGGUUUUUGGAGCAUGCAUCCUAUCUGAUAUAUAUACACUUUAUUAUAAAGUUGAAAAGUCUUGAAUUCCAAAAGCAUACUUUCUCCCUUUCCCAGUUCCUUUAGUACUAGUUCUUUUCGCCCUUCUUCUUUACUCAAUUGUUGAUACCAUCCCAAUUAGUAGCUAGCUUUAAUUACUUAAUCUCUAUAUUUUCUUCUCAUAAAAGCCCGGCCCCUUUAUGAUUCCAUUCUAGUAGUUUUAUUUGCUAAAUUUGCAUAUGGGGGCUGGAUUUUCUAGCUUGGCGGAUCAUGAGAAAUUAACAAGUGAUGGUUCCUCAAAGCCUGGACUUGAAGACUUGUCGGAGAGCUGCAUAGCUUUGGUCCUUACGCACCUCGACCCCACUGAGAUCUGUAAAUUUGCUAGCGUGAAUACAACAUUCCGUCAAGCUUCCUUGACUGAUGUUGUCUGGGAAACAAAGUUGCCUGAAAAUUAUCGAAUUCUUGUGAAAAACCUCUGGGACGAAGGUUCAUGUUCCUACAGCUUAACCAAGAAAGAGAUGUUUGCCAGGUUAUGUCGUCCUAAUCAUUUUGGCACUAGCAAAAACAAGACGUUUUGGCUGGAAAAGAAUAGAGGGAUAUGUGUGUGUAUAUCGUGGAAGGAAAUGAAGAUAACAGGCAUAGAAGACAGGAGAUACUGGAGCCAUAACUCUUCUGAUGAAUCAAGAUUCGGUACAGUUGCAUUUCUUAAACAAAUAUGGUGGGUAGAAGUGGAAGGAAACCUGGAAUUCGAAUUCCCAGUAGGGAAAUACAGCCUAUUCUUUCGUCUGCAGCUGGGAAAAAACUCGAGAAAAGUACUAGGCCGACGAAUCUGCAAUGUUGAACAAGUCCAUGGAUGGAAUAUCAAACCGGUGCAGUUUCAAUUAUCAUCAUCAAAUGGUCAGCUUGCCACUGCACAAUAUUAUUUGAAUGAGCCAGGAAAAUGGACACAAUAUCAUGUGGGAGAUUUUGUGGUGGAAAAUUCUACCAUGCCAACAAAGUUAAAAUUCUCAAUGACUCAAAUUGAUUGCACCCACACUAAAGGUGGUCUUUCCUUAGACUCUGUGCUCAUUCUCCCUGCUGAGAUUUGACCGACAAAAGUAGGUUAACGUAAAUUGUAGGUACAGAUCAGUAAACAUGUGGGUUCGAAAUUUCAGUAGAGACAAGAAAGGUAGGUGAUUUCUUAACUACCGUUAUUUAAUUUUAGGAAAAAUGUAAUCAUAUAAAUUCCAGUCAACUAGCACAUGUUGCAGAUGAAAAUAAGUUUCUUUUGCUUCCUUCUUA
This is a messenger RNA of Nicotiana tabacum (common tobacco), 1328 nucleotides long. Its product is annotated as F-box protein PP2-A13-like. Gene Ontology annotation, molecular function: protein binding. The record is from RefSeq and is a predicted model, not a curated record. Lineage: Eukaryota; Viridiplantae; Streptophyta; Magnoliopsida; Solanales; Solanaceae.